Molecule: messenger RNA, 3034 nt
Organism: Pan troglodytes (chimpanzee)
Lineage: Eukaryota; Metazoa; Chordata; Mammalia; Primates; Hominidae
Gene: DDX41
Product: DEAD-box helicase 41
Exons: 18
Coding region: 952-2820 (622 amino acids)
Biological process (GO): mRNA splicing, via spliceosome
Molecular function (GO): nucleic acid binding; ATP binding; RNA helicase activity
Source: RefSeq, a predicted model, not a curated record
UAAGACCAGUUAUCUGUCUAUAUUUCUAGUCUCAAUCUACAUAAGCUCCUCGCACACCAGGUAUGUGUCUUGAUUAUCAUCUGCUUGAGCGCAGUGCCAGCGCCCAGCACACACUCUUGAAGGCAAGAAAGCACAGAGCUGACCAAGUCAUUCCUCAGAAGUCUCUUAAUAAAGUUGAAACCACUUACUCUGACAGUCACAGCAGGCAUGCUCUGGUCGCAAUCUCCUUUUCUGGCCUUAGGUCCGGCUUCCCCAUCCCACCCUUGCCGCAAUGCUGUUGCCUGGUGAAUCUGUGUACUUGCACAUCGCCAGACCUGUAUUCCUGCAGCGCCCUGGCCCAGGACGCCUCUCCUCUCCCGGCCUGAGAUUGCCACGCUUCCCUGGAAGCGCCCCCCAGGCAGCUCUGUUAGAGCAUUUACAGUAAUAACCGUUUACAUUUAUACAGGGCCUCCCACUUCAAAACCACUGCCAUCCGUAUCUGAUGCGUGCCCCACCAGUGAACGUAUGUGUCACACAGGCGCAGUCAGGGAGGCAGGGUGUGUCGAGCGGUUUAUCCCGCAACCCCGGCGUCCCCGGCAGGGAUGAAAGCGCAGGGCCCAGCGAACUCGGCCCGCAGCUCCCGGCCCUAGAGGACGCACUGUCCGCCGGCAGGGGCGUGCCCAAGACGCCAUGCUCUGGGAGAGGUUGGGCACCUGGCAGGCCGCCCCGACUCCGGAUCAGCUGUCCCCGCUGCCCGGUUUCGCCCUCGGUCCUGGCAACUGUCGCGUAACCACCCAUGAAAGCGUCCAUGCUUCGCCGUGCGAUAGCAUCUCCGGAACAAAUUUGUCCCUCUGCGCGAUCCGGAACUCCGAGGUCGUUCCUACGCGCCGACGUUCGCCUCUUCACAUCGGAUUGGGUCUCACGCAAGGAUGAGGCGGGGUUUCGCCGUGGCGCGCAUGCGUGCAGCAAAGAAUGGAGGAGUCGGAACCCGAACGGAAGCGGGCUCGCACCGACGAGGUGCCUGCCGGAGGAAGCCGCUCCGAGGCGGAAGAUGAGGACGACGAGGACUACGUGCCCUAUGUGCCGUUACGGCAGCGCCGGCAGCUACUGCUCCAGAAGCUGCUGCAGCGAAGACGCAAGGGAGCUGCGGAGGAAGAGCAGCAGGACAGCGGUAGUGAACCCCGGGGAGAUGAGGACGACAUCCCGCUAGGCCCUCAGUCCAACGUCAGCCUCCUGGAUCAGCACCAGCACCUUAAAGAGAAGGCUGAAGCCCGCAAAGAGUCUGCCAAGGAGAAGCAGCUGAAGGAAGAAGAGAAGAUCCUGGAGAGUGUUGCCGAGGGCCGAGCAUUGAUGUCGGUGAAGGAGAUGGCUAAGGGCAUUACGUAUGAUGACCCCAUCAAAACCAGCUGGACUCCACCCCGUUAUGUCCUGAGCAUGUCUGAAGAGCGACAUGAGCGCGUGCGGAAGAAAUACCACAUCCUGGUGGAGGGAGACGGUAUCCCACCACCCAUCAAGAGCUUCAAGGAAAUGAAGUUUCCUGCAGCCAUCCUGAGAGGCCUGAAGAAGAAAGGCAUUCACCACCCAACACCCAUCCAGAUCCAGGGCAUCCCCACCAUUCUAUCUGGCCGUGACAUGAUAGGCAUCGCUUUCACGGGUUCAGGCAAGACACUGGUGUUCACGUUGCCCGUCAUCAUGUUCUGCCUGGAACAAGAGAAGAGGUUACCCUUCUCAAAGCGCGAGGGGCCCUAUGGACUCAUCAUCUGCCCCUCGCGGGAGCUGGCCCGGCAGACCCAUGGCAUCCUGGAGUACUACUGCCGCCUGCUGCAGGAGGACAGCUCACCACUCCUGCGCUGCGCCCUCUGCAUUGGGGGCAUGUCCGUGAAAGAGCAGAUGGAGACCAUCCGACACGGUGUACACAUGAUGGUGGCCACCCCGGGGCGCCUCAUGGAUUUGCUGCAGAAGAAGAUGGUCAGCCUAGAUAUCUGUCGCUACCUGGCCCUGGACGAGGCUGACCGCAUGAUCGACAUGGGCUUCGAGGGUGACAUCCGUACCAUCUUCUCCUACUUCAAGGGCCAGCGACAGACCCUGCUCUUCAGUGCCACCAUGCCGAAGAAGAUUCAGAACUUUGCUAAGAGUGCCCUUGUAAAGCCUGUCACCAUCAAUGUGGGGCGCGCUGGGGCUGCCAGCCUGGAUGUCAUCCAGGAAGUAGAAUAUGUGAAGGAGGAGGCCAAGAUGGUGUACCUGCUCGAGUGCCUGCAGAAGACACCCCCGCCUGUACUCAUCUUUGCAGAGAAGAAGGCAGACGUGGACGCCAUCCACGAGUACCUGCUGCUCAAGGGGGUUGAGGCCGUAGCCAUCCAUGGGGGCAAAGACCAGGAGGAACGGACUAAGGCCAUCGAGGCAUUCCGGGAGGGCAAGAAGGAUGUCCUAGUAGCCACAGACGUUGCCUCCAAGGGCCUGGACUUCCCUGCCAUCCAGCACGUCAUCAAUUAUGACAUGCCAGAGGAGAUUGAGAACUAUGUACACCGGAUUGGCCGCACCGGGCGCUCAGGAAACACAGGCAUCGCCACUACCUUCAUCAACAAAGCCUGUGAUGAGUCAGUGCUGAUGGACCUCAAAGCGCUGCUGCUAGAAGCCAAGCAGAAGGUGCCGCCCGUGCUGCAGGUGCUGCAUUGCGGGGACGAGUCCAUGCUGGACAUUGGAGGAGAGCGCGGCUGUGCCUUCUGCGGGGGCCUGGGUCAUCGGAUCACUGACUGCCCCAAACUCGAGGCUAUGCAGACCAAGCAGGUCAGCAACAUCGGUCGCAAGGACUACCUGGCCCACAGCUCCAUGGACUUCUGAGCCGACAGUCUUCCCUUCUCUCCAAGAGGCCUCAGUCCCCAAGACUGCCACCACUCUACACAUACAGCAGGCCCCUGGACAGAAUCAGCAUUCCAGCUCAGCUGGCCUGGAAUGGGCCAGGCUGGUCCUGGCUGCCUGUUCCCUGUGCUCUUCAGAAUUACUGUUUUUGUUUCCUUUCACCCCAGCUGCCAUUAAAGCACAAACCUCUAGCCCA